UUCAACCUCUCUUCUUCUUCGGAAAAAAGUCUCCCUUUCUUCUCUCUUUUCCUCUCCUAUAAUUCUCAUAUAUAUCUCUCCGAUUCCAUUUGUUUCUCUUAUUCUCUUCUUUUUCUCUCCUGUUUCUGAUUUCCCAUCGAUUAACCUCUUCGUCUUUGACCGGAACCUCCAAUGGCGCCGGGCCUCAGAGACCUGCAGCUCACCCACGUUGCCGCCUCCGACCGCCGCUCCCUCGAUGUUCCUGCUGCUGACGAACUUUCCGAUGAUCUCGAGGACGUGCGUCUCCUCGAUUCCUACGACAGGCAGGACGAGAAUUUGGGCCAAAUUGGGGAAGGCAUGCGGAGGGUUCAGGUCGGAGUUUCUGGGAUGACAUGCGCUGCUUGUUCCAACUCCGUGGAAGCUGCUCUGAGGGGCGUUAAUGGGGUUUUGAUGGCUUCCGUUGCAUUGCUUCAGAACAGAGCUGACGUGGUUUUUGACCCCAACUUGGUUAAGGAUGAGGACAUCAAGGAAGCAAUAGAAGAUGCUGGAUUUGAGGCUGAGAUUAUACCUGAAACCAUUUCAGUUGGAAAGAAGCCGCAUGGGACACUUUUGGGUCAGUUUACCAUAGGAGGUAUGACAUGUGCAGCCUGCGUGAAUUCGGUAGAAGGCAUUUUAAAAGAUCUUCCUGGUGUUAGAAGAGCAGUAGUUGCUUUGGCCACAUCAUUGGGAGAAGUUGAAUAUGAUCCAACUAUAACUAGUAAAGACGAUAUAGUUAAUGCAAUUGAGGAUGCUGGAUUUGAAGCUUCAUUUGUACAAAGCAAUGAGCAAGAUAAAAUUUUACUAGCGGUGGCAGGCAUUACUGGCGAGGUCGAUGUACAGUUUUUGGAAGUCAUACUUAGCAACUUGAAAGGGGUGAGACAGUUUCUAUUUAACAGGACAACAGGAAAACUUGAUGUUGUUUUUGACCCACAAGUCGUGGGUCCGAGAACCAUAGUGGAUGAGAUCGAGGGAAGAAGCAAUAGAAAAUUUAAACUGAAUCUUACGAGCCCUUACACGAGGUUAACUUCAAAAGAUGUUGAAGAAGCUAUCAACAUGUUUCGACUUUUUAUCUCCAGCCUGUUUCUCAGUAUAUUGAUCUUUCUCCUACGAGUAGUAUGUCCUCAUAUUCCUUUAAUAUACUCGAUGUUACUGUGGCGGUGUGGGCCCUUCCUCAUGGAUGAUUGGUUGAAGUGGGCAUUGGUGACUGUUGUGCAAUUUGUCAUUGGAAAACGCUUUUAUGUUGCAGCUGCUAGAGCUCUUCGAAAUGGUUCAACUAACAUGGAUGUUUUGGUUGCUUUGGGUACCUCGGCCUCUUACUUCUAUUCUGUCUGUGCACUUCUAUAUGGUGCAGUCACUGGAUUCUGGUCUCCUACUUAUUUUGAAACAAGUGCUAUGCUGAUAACCUUUGUAUUAUUGGGAAAGUAUUUGGAGUGUCUUGCCAAGGGGAAAACAUCAGAUGCCAUCAAAAAGUUGGUAGAACUUGCUCCUGCAACUGCUCUAUUGCUUAUCCGAGAUAAAGGUGGGAAUUUGAUAGAAGAAAGGGAAAUUGAUGCUUUGCUAAUUCAACCUGGUGAUGUGUUGAAAGUUCUUCCUGGUACAAAGAUUCCAGCUGAUGGUGUUGUUGUUUGGGGAUCAAGUUAUGUUAAUGAGAGUAUGGUUACUGGAGAAUCUAUACCUGUUUUGAAGGAGGUUAACUCGAAUGUUAUUGGCGGUACUAUUAAUUUUCAUGGUGCCCUUCACAUUCAAGCAACAAAAGUGGGAUCUGAUGCAGUUUUGAACCAGAUCAUUAGUUUGGUUGAGACAGCACAAAUGUCUAAAGCCCCUAUUCAGAAAUUUGCUGAUUUUGUAGCAAGCAUAUUCGUUCCUACUGUUGUUGCUAUGGCAUUAUGUACAUUAUUUGGUUGGUACGUUGGUGGAAUUCUUGGAGCUUAUCCAUCAGAAUGGCUCCCAGAAAAUGGAAAUUGCUUUGUGUUUUCCCUCAUGUUUGCAAUAUCAGUGGUGGUGAUUGCGUGUCCUUGUGCACUCGGCUUAGCCACACCAACCGCUGUCAUGGUUGCAACUGGGGUUGGUGCCAGCAAUGGUGUCUUAAUCAAAGGAGGAGAUGCUUUGGAGAGGGCCCAAAAGGUUAAGUAUGUGAUAUUCGACAAAACAGGCACGCUAACCCAAGGGAAAGCAACCGUUACCACUGCCAAAGUCUUCACUGACAUUUCUCGAGGAGAUUUUCUGAAGCUGGUGGCUUCAGCAGAGGCUAGCAGUGAACACCCAUUGGGAAAAGCUAUAGUUGAGUAUGCUCGUCAUUUCCAUUUCUUCAAUGAGCCUUCUGCAACCAAAAAUGUGGAAAACCAAAGUAAAGAGUCUUCUGGAUGGCUUUUCGACGUCAUAGAUUUCUCUGCAUUGCCAGGCAAGGGAAUCCAGUGCUUUAUAGAGGGAAAAAAGAUUCUGGCUGGCAACAGGAAGUUGAUGAAUGAAAGCGGAAUCUCCAUAGCACCUCAUAUAGAAAAUUUUGUUAUAGAGCUCGAAGAAAGUGCAAAGACUGGUAUUCUUGUUUCAUAUGACGACAACUUAAUUGGAGUUUUGGGAAUAGCAGAUCCACUGAAGAGAGAAGCUGCUGUUGUUGUUGAGGGUCUUGUAAAAAUGGGAGUUUCCCCUGUCAUGGUUACAGGGGAUAAUUGGAGAACGGCUCGUGCUGUCGCCAAAGAGCUUGGUAUACAAGAUGUGAGAGCAGAAGUAAUGCCAGCAGGAAAAGCUGAAGUCAUUCAGUCGUUCCAAAAAGAUGGAAGCACAGUUGCAAUGGUAGGUGAUGGCAUCAACGACUCGCCUGCUCUAGCCGCUUCUGAUAUCGGCAUAGCAAUUGGGGCGGGGACUGAUAUUGCUAUAGAGGCAGCCAACUUCGUCUUGAUGAGAAAUAAUUUAGAAGAUGUAAUUACAGCCAUUGAUCUCUCAAGGAAAACCUUCAAUCGGAUACGACUCAAUUAUGUGUUUGCCAUGGCCUACAAUGUGAUAGCAAUUCCUGUUGCUGCCGGAGCCUUCUUUCCUUCUUUGGGAGUUAAAUUGCCGCCAUGGGCAGCCGGUGCAUGCAUGGCUCUAUCAUCUGUAAGUGUUGUUUGCUCUUCUUUACUUCUUAGACGAUACAAAAGACCGAGACUUACCACGAUACUCGAAAUAACUGUAGAGUAGGGAAAACUAUGAGUUUUAUGAAGAAAAGAAAGCUUUAGCUUUAUAGGAUGUGAUAAAGAAAAAAGGGAAAAAACGAAAGAAGCCAGUGUCUACCAAUUUUUGUGUUGAAAUUAGCAUCCCAAUCCUUGUAAAUGGUACUUGUAUUGUAUGAUAGUUUGUUUUUGUCUUUUCAAUUGUCUUCUUUCUAAAGUAAAGUGGUCCAAAGUUGUUGGGAUUCAUCCUACUCAGGCACAGCUCAAUUGUAUGAUCUUUCUGUGAAUUUAUUGAUUUUUCUUGACUUUUGUGUUGUUG
This is a messenger RNA of Momordica charantia (bitter melon), 3486 nucleotides long. It is a transcript of the gene RAN1, whose product is annotated as copper-exporting ATPase / responsive-to-antagonist 1 / copper-transporting ATPase (RAN1). Gene Ontology annotation, biological process: monoatomic cation transport. Gene Ontology annotation, cellular component: membrane. Lineage: Eukaryota; Viridiplantae; Streptophyta; Magnoliopsida; Cucurbitales; Cucurbitaceae. Gene Ontology annotation, molecular function: ATP binding; ATP hydrolysis activity; ATPase-coupled monoatomic cation transmembrane transporter activity. The record is from RefSeq and is a predicted model, not a curated record.